UGUGACGGUCAGUACAUCCCGCUGCCCAGCCUUCAGGGCAUCGCCGUGUUAAACAUUCCCAGCUACGCAGGAGGAACCAACUUCUGGGGCGGCACCAAGGAGGAUGAUAUCUUCUGCGCGCCGUCUUUUGAUGAUAAGAUCCUGGAGGUGGUGGCUGUGUUCGGCAGCAUGCAGAUGGCUGUUUCCAGAGUCAUCAAGCUGCAGCACCAUCGCAUAGCGCAGUGUCGGACGGUGAAGAUCACCAUCCUGGGAGACGAGGGGGUUCCCAUCCAGGUGGACGGGGAAGCCUGGAUCCAGCCGCCGGGAGUCAUCAAGAUCCAGCACAAGAACCGAGCGCAGAUGCUCACCAGAGACCGGGCGUUUGAGAACACGCUGAAGUCUUGGGAGGACAAGCUGAAGUACGAUAAGCCUCCUCUGCGUCCUCACCUCUACCCUCAGCAGUCUGUGGAUCUGGCCACGGAGGAGGAGGCCUCGCUGGUGCAGAUGUGUGCCAGAGCUGCCGAGGAGCUCAUCACCAGGAUUUGCGAGGCUGCGAAGACCAACGGGCUUCUGGAGCAGGAGUUAGCUCACGCUGUCAACGCUGCGUCUCACGCCAUCAACAAAACGCACCCCAAGUUCCCAGAGAGUCUGACCAGGAACACAGCGAUCGAGGUGGCCAGUACCGUCAAGGCUCUGUACAACGAGACCGAGUCUCUGCUGCUGGGCCGAGUCUCUCUGCAACUGGACCCUCCAGAGGAGGAGCAGCUGUCCAGCGCUCUGCAGACUGUUGAGCUGGAACUGGGCAAACUGGGAGAAAUCCCCUGGUUGUACCACAUACUGCAGCCCAAUGACGAGGAGGACCACACUCUGGGUUACGGCAAGAGAAACAGUCGCAGCAGCAUGUUUCGCAUAGUGCCCAAGUUCAAGAAGGAGAAGGCCGCCAAGAAGUCGAGUCCUCAGUCAGUGGAGAGAUGGGGCACAGAGGAGGUGGGCGUCUGGCUGGAGCAGCUGAGUCUGGGGGAGUACAGGGACACCUUCACGCGACACGACAUCCGAGGCUCGGAGCUGCUGCACCUGGAGAGGAGGGACCUGAAGGAUCUGGGGAUAUCGAAAGUGGGUCAUAUGAAGAGAAUUCUCCAGGGAACUAAGGACCUGGCAAAGGCCUCCAUGGUUGAUCUCUAACCCGGGAGAAAAAAAAAAAAAAGCUUCCGGAGAGGGGAAACAAACCCUCCCCUUUACAUGAGUGGAAGCGUUUAGGAGCACCGCAGGCAGUGAAGGAGGAAGAUAGGUGUUCGAGGAGAGCUGGAUGUUACUAUCCCUCUGCUGAGAAAGCCUUUGCGAUGUUGUGAACAAGAUGCAUUUGUGUGUUUGUGCUUUGGUGCCAAAAUGAUGGAUCAAGAAAGCUGAUGGAAGUGGGAGGGUGGGAGAAAGAAAAGCCAUUUCUGAUUUAAUAACCAUUCAUAGCACAUAAUCAGGUAUGCAAAUAACCACACUGUUGACAGCUGACUGAUAACAACAAACUAGUAGCAAAACUUAAGACUUCCAUGAGUGUGAGGUUCGGUUUCAGUUCAGCUGCACAUGCAUUAAAGCAGGAUUUUAGUAGAGACAGAGAAGGUCACCACUGAGGUGAUAAUCUGGAAGCUGUGGAUACUGUCGCAUGCUAUGCUUGCUCAACUUUAGAUAUGUUUAAUUGCAUGAUUAGUGUCUUGAUUUAUUUGUGUCCAGAAUAACACUUGAACAAGUUUUACAUGACUUAAGUAUUACGAUGCCAUUUGUUACUACUGAUCGCAUCCUUUUUUUGGUCUAAAAGUUUUUUUUUUUCUAGCUUUAAUUUAUUUCGUUUGCAUGAUAAUGACGUGUCAAAGAUUUCUGUCAAGUGCCAUAUUUUCGGUCAUUUAGUGUAAAAUGUGCUCUAUUGGUAGAAAAAAAAGCCGUCGAUGAGGUGUGUGGAAUUAUUAAGUGGACGCGUUCUCUGUGGAUGUGAAAAUCAGUACCAAAGUGAAUGUCUAAGAAAGCAUCCGAUGACUUUUUAUUUAAUAGGCCAGCAGAUGUUAGGUCGUAAUUCCAUUUAAGGUGGGAAAAAAGUUUAGUAUUAGUCAAGAAGAAAGACGCCAACCACAUAUACUGUAGGGUUGUUGAGUUUUGUUUGUUUUGUUUUUUUUAAGGAAUACUUAAAAGGCACUUUUUACUUCUUGCUUUACGCAAGUGCAAAUCCUCAUAUCAUUACAUAGAAUUCACCUCAACUUUUUAACUUUUGGCAACUUAACGCAGUAUUUAACACUAACAAGAAUAGUUUGGAAUAGAGCAGUUGAUCUGCAGCCUGCAUAGCAUCGCUCAAGUGCAGCUUUUUUUUCCUUCAAAUUACGAGUGAGACGCUGAUAGGACACUACUUUUAGUUUCUUUUAAGACUGGUGGCAUUACAGGGUAUAUUUCUAUAUGUGAUGCUAAGUUUGUAUAUAUAUAAAUAUAUAUAUGCACUGUAUAUACAGUAUACCAGUGUAUGCAAACAAUGUUUUUAAGUGUUGUAGUCUAAUGCGUUUGUAGAUUGCUGACAUGGCAUGCUUUGUCAACAGCUCACACGUUUGAUUGUGUAUAUUACACCAUAACAGUUGUGUAUUGUUGAUUUGGUUCUAAUCUCUUGUACAUGAUAAUGCUGUUGUAUUCUAAUGAUGGUGCAAUAUUUGAUCUCUUGUUUUGAUACUGUCUCUGAAGCUUUCUGACAUGAUGUUUCUCAGUGGGGGGAAAAAAAAGGAAGAGUGUUUUUUUCUACAUGUUCUCCUCCUCGACGUUUGGGGAUUUUAAAAAGUUAGACCCAUAGACAGAUUUUCUUACUGACUCCAAAUUUCUUCCAGCGGUUCACUAGUUUGUAGUUUUUUGCUCCUCUGUGCUUCCAGGAUGAGACACUAAAGUAGGACUGUGUCGGCGAGUGUGUAGAAUGGGCAGACAUGACUGUUGUGUUGAUUUGUAUCACAGUGUGUGUGUGUGUGUGUGUGUGUGUGUGUGUGCGUGUAGUACAACAGUGGCACAUUGUACCUGAUCAGCAAACUGUAUGCUUUUCAUUGCCAACUAAUUUUACUGUGUUGUUUCAAUGUUUUCCCUUUAAUUAUGUUGAUACAGAGUAUUUAGUGCUACCGUUUAACAAGGCGCACAAGUUUUCACCAGGAAUCAUUAAAGUAUCCAGAGUAGAAACAGAAUGUGAGUGAAUCAGGGCCUCGACUGCAGCUGAACAGUCUUUUUUUAACUACAAACCCAGUAAACGGUAACCUUCAGAGAACCUUCAGAGAACCUUCCUCAUGGUUUGUGUGAAAUCUUCAGAAAAUGUCUAGUUAAUGUUCCCAAACCUCAGGGAACCUCAAUGGAGGUUUCCCUGAAGGUUCCCUUACAGUCUAUUGAAUGUUUCCCAAACAUUCCAUGAAGGUUCCUUAAUUGCUAUUCAUGACGCAUACAGAAAACAUUACCUGAACACAAGGGUAAAGGUUCCCUGAUGGAUAAUGCUUGGGAACUUUCAACUUACAUUCAGUGAACGGUCCUUGAACACUUCAUGAAGGUUACCUAUUCACUGAACUGGCAGAGAAUGUCCAGAGGAUGUUUCUUGAACAUUCUAUGACGAUUUCUUGAUUGUUAUUGUUCAUUGAACCUUCAGGGAACAUCUACGGAACAUUCUCUGAACAUUUCAUAAAGGUCCCCAGAUGAUUACUGUUCAUUAAACCUUCAGAGAACUGUCAUGGAACAAUUCCUAAACAUUGCAGAAAGGUUCCGUGAUGGUUACUGUUCAUUAAACAUCCAGAGAACAUUUUGAGAAUGUUCCCUGUACAUUCUACUUUUUUGGAAACCUUCACGGAUUAUUCCCUGACUAUUCCAUGAAGGUUCCUUGAUGGUUACUAGUUACUGAACGCUCAGGGAAUGUCCAGAGAAUGUUUCCAGAGCAGUCCAUGAAAAGUACUGUUCUGGAACCUCAGGGAACCUUUAGGGAACAUCCUGGGAAUUUUACUCAAACAUCCCAUGAAGCUGAUGGUUUCUGUUCAUUGAACCUUCAAAGAACAUCCAGGGAACAUUUUCUGAGCGUUGUACUGUUUGGGAGGCUUCAGGGAACGUCAAUGGAUCAUUCCCUAAAUAUUCCUUGAAGGAUGCCUCAGGGGUACUGUUUGGGAACCUUCAAGGAACCUUUAAGGAGCAUCCAGGCAACAUUACCUGAACAGUUCAUAAAGGUUUUCUGAUGAUUACUUUUCAUCGAAUCUUCAUAGAAUGUCCAGAGAACAUUUCCCAAACAUUGUAUAAAGAUUCCCGGAUGGUUACUGUUAACUGAUUCAUCAGAGAACAUUCAGGGAACAUUUUAUUGACAUUCCCUGUGGGCUACUGUUUGUUGUGAAGGUUUCUUGCUGAUUGAAAUGGCCUGCAUGCAUCUAAGUGGCAGCUAGGGCUGAACAAUGAAGUCACUUCAAAUUGAGAUGCAACAAUUAUUCACUUAGUUGUUUGGUAUUUAACUAAUUGCCACUUUCACUUUGAUAAUUGGCUUGAGAGUUGUUUUAAAGUUCAAAUUCUGUAAUUGCAUAAUAAUGUGAAUAUUUUCUGGUUUCUUUUCUCCUCUAUGGUAGAAAAAAAGUAGUGAUUUACAGGUUUGUUUUAAGAGAAUAGAAAAGAAAC
Molecule: messenger RNA, 4623 nt
Organism: Stegastes partitus (bicolor damselfish)
Lineage: Eukaryota; Metazoa; Chordata; Actinopteri; Pomacentridae
Product: diacylglycerol kinase eta-like
Exons: 10
Biological process (GO): phospholipase C-activating G protein-coupled receptor signaling pathway
Cellular component (GO): plasma membrane
Molecular function (GO): ATP-dependent diacylglycerol kinase activity; protein binding
Source: RefSeq, a predicted model, not a curated record